AUGAACUUGCCUAAUAUUCCAACAACUGGCACCUCCAAGGUCAUCGUGACAAGGUGCUACCCUUCGCCGACGCCCCACCCCAACGGCAGGGGCGCGUUCCACCGCAGUCUCCUCUCGCUCCUCGACGACCUCCCCUCCGCCGCCGCGCCGACGGGCUUCGCCUCCAAGCGGACCGGCCGCGCGUUCGCCCGCGGUCUCUGCUUCGGCGACCCCGCGCCCGGCCCGUGCCUCCACUGCCUGUCCGACGCCGGCGCGAAGAUCGCCGACCAGUGCGGCAACGCGAGCCGGCGCGCGGGCUUCCUGAACGACGGCUGCUUCCUGGGCUACGCCGACACCAACGUUUCCUCCGACGGCAUCGACAUCGGUGCCCUCACCAUCUCCGACGACUCCGUCCCGGGCAUCCACGCCAUCGACGUGCUGUACUUCUUGGGCGUGGCGCUGCCCCUGGUCCGGCAGUCCGCGAACGGCCGGGUGCCCGCCGCCGACGCGACUGCCACGGCGAGCAACGGCGACACCGCGCGCGUGCUGGCACAGUGCGCGACGGACCGCGCCCCAGCGGAGUGUGACCUGUGCCUGAGUGAUGCGGUGCUGCAGAUGACUACGAGCUGGGGGCUCACCGCCGACGGCGUGCAAGGAAGCGUGGCCGCGGUUCUGGGCCCAGACUGCUACCUCCGUGUCGAGAUAUCAGCACCGCCGCUGAGAGAGAAGAUUCGGAGGAUCGUAAAGGAUCACAUCUUCCUGACUGUGUUCAUUGGCUUCAUCGUCCUCGGAGCUAUCCUCGCGCUGGUAGCUCAUCUCUGCAGCCUGGCGAUGAGAAAGGCCGGGAAUUGAUGCAGCAGCAGCACCACCAGCGGCGGAAGGGAAGGGAAGCCAUGAUCUUACCGGGAGAAGAAAGAAGCAGACUGAAUAAAAGCAAGCAGGACAUGAGGGCGCUGGAGGAAGUUGGUCCGGCUAGCCAGCCAGCGCCAUUUUACUACUAUUGUUAAUCUAGUUAUGUUGAUCUGUCCUAUGCAUUUGGAUGCUUGGUACUCCAUUUUACUACUGCUCUGUUCCGUGAUCUUCCACUAAUCUUCUUCGUGAUUGUGGCGCGGACUUAUGCGUUUGGCGCGGACUUAUGUGUGGAAAAAGAAUGCCGAUCUUUUUAAGAUCUUUAGCA
Messenger RNA from Triticum aestivum (bread wheat), 1156 nucleotides. RefSeq names its product plasmodesmata-located protein 5-like. NCBI's taxonomy places the organism in Eukaryota, Viridiplantae, Streptophyta, Magnoliopsida, Poales, Poaceae. The transcript is spliced from 3 exons. The record is from RefSeq and is a predicted model, not a curated record. Bases 1 to 831 code for a protein of 276 amino acids.